AUGGCGAACGCCAAGUCUCUCGCCGCAGUGCUAGUGCUGGCCGUCCUCGCCCUGCUGCAGCUGAUGGUCUGCGCCCGCCACUCGCCGGCCGUGUCGGCGCACACCCCGGCCGUGAUGACGUUGAACGGGUUCGAGCGCGGGGGCAGCGGCGGCGGGGCGGCGGAGUGCGACGGCCACUUCCACAGCGACGGCGAGAGGAUCGUGGCGCUGUCCAGCGGGUGGCUCCGGCUGGACGGCACGCGGCGGUGCAACCGGAGGAUCCGCAUCACGAGCCGCGGCGGGCGCUCCGUGGUGGCCAAGGUCGUGGACGAGUGUGACUCCUCGCGCGGCUGCGGCGACAACAUCGUCGACUCGUCGGCGGCCGUGUGGAAGGCGCUCGGGCUCGACACCGACGUCGGCAGGGUCCCCGUCACGUGGUCCGAUGCCUGA
Molecule: messenger RNA, 429 nt
Organism: Panicum virgatum (switchgrass)
Lineage: Eukaryota; Viridiplantae; Streptophyta; Magnoliopsida; Poales; Poaceae
Product: putative ripening-related protein 7
Exons: 1
Coding region: 1-429 (142 amino acids)
Source: RefSeq, a predicted model, not a curated record